This is a messenger RNA of Odobenus rosmarus divergens (Pacific walrus), 1782 nucleotides long. It is a transcript of the gene PGBD5, whose product is annotated as piggyBac transposable element derived 5. The record is from RefSeq and is a predicted model, not a curated record. Gene Ontology annotation, molecular function: transposase activity. NCBI's taxonomy places the organism in Eukaryota, Metazoa, Chordata, Mammalia, Carnivora, Odobenidae. The coding region runs from base 327 to 1556 and encodes 409 amino acids. Gene Ontology annotation, biological process: non-replicative DNA transposition. Gene Ontology annotation, cellular component: nucleus. The transcript is spliced from 7 exons.
AGGGCGGCGGGGGCGCGCGGAGGAGGGCGCCGGCGCUGCUCGAGGCGGCCCGCGCGCGCUACGAGAGCCUGCACAUCUCCGACGACGUGUUCGGCGAGUCGGGCCCGGACAGCGGCGGGAACCCCUUCUACAGCACGUCUGCCGCCUCGCGCUCCUCCUCGGCCGCCUCCUCGGACGACGAACACGAGCGCCCCGGCCCCCCGCCGCCGCCCGGCGCCCCGGACGCGCAGGAGCCGGAGGAGGACGAGGCCGGCGCGGGCUGGAGUGCCACGCUGCGGGACCGCCCGCCCCCGCGUUUCGAGGACACAGGCGGUCCAACCCGAAAGAUGCCCCCCGGCGCCAGCGCCAUGGACUUCUUUCAGCUCUUCGUCCCGGACAACGUGCUCAAGAACAUGGUGGUGCAGACAAACAUGUAUGCCAAGAAGUUCCAGGAGCGCUUUGGCAGCGAUGGCGCCUGGGCCGAGGUGACGCUGACAGAGAUGAAGGCGUUCCUGGGCUACAUGAUCUCCACCAGCAUCUCCCACUGCGAGUCGGUCCUCAGCAUCUGGAGCGGAGGCUUCUACAGCAACCGGAGCCUCGCCCUUGUCAUGAGCCAGGCCCGCUUCGAGAAGAUCCUCAAGUACUUCCACGUGGUGGCCUUCCGCUCCAGCCAGACCACGCACGGCCUCUACAAGGUCCAGCCCUUCCUCGACUCCCUGCAGAACGGCUUCGACUCUGCCUUCAGGCCUUCCCAAACCCAGGUGCUACAUGAACCCCUGAUUGACGAGGACCCUGUGUUCAUUGCCACGUGCACGGAGCGGGAACUCCGAAAGAGGAAAAAGCGGAAAUUCAGCCUCUGGGUCAGGCAGUGUUCCUCCACCGGCUUCAUUAUCCAGAUUUACGUCCACCUGAAGGAAGGCGGGGGCCCCGAUGGGCUGGACGCACUGAAGAAUAAGCCCCAGCUGCACAGCAUGGUGGCCCGAAGCCUGUGCCGGAACGCAGCGGGCAAGAACUACAUCAUCUUCACGGGGCCCAGCAUCACCAGCCUGACCUUGUUUGAGGAGCUGGAAAAGCAAGACAUUUACUGCUGCGGCCUGCUCAGCUCCAGGAAGAGUGACUGCACCGGCCUGCCCCUGUCCAUGCUGACGAACCCGGCCACCCCCCCAGCCCGGGGCCAGCACCGCAUCAAGAUGAAGGGGAACAUGUCUCUGAUCUGCUGGUACAACAAAGGGCACUUCCGCUUCCUGACCAAUGCCUACUCGCCGGUGCAGCAAGGAGUGAUCAUCAAGAGGAAGAGUGGGGAGAUCCCCUGCCCCUUGGCCGUGGAGGCAUUUGCUGCGCACCUUAGCUACAUCUGCAAAUACGAUGACAAGUACAGCAAGUAUUUCAUUUCUCAUAAACCGAACAAGACCUGGCAGCAGGUGUUCUGGUUCGCUGUCAGCAUCGCCAUCAACAACGCCUACAUCCUCUACAAGAUGUCCGAUGCCUACCACGUGAAGAGGUACAGCCGGGCGCAAUUUGGCGAGAGACUGGUGAGGGAGCUGCUGGGCCUGGAGGAGGCCUCACCGGCCCACUGAUGCCGCCGUGGCCAGGCUUAGGUGAGGACCAGGUCCGGGAGGCAGGAGGAGGGAGAGAGCCUGCCGUUCCGACCUGCCCAGCCAGAGCCCUGGGGUGCCCCCAGGGUGGAGGGGGGUGGGCCCGGCCUCCGCAGGGCCCAGGGUGGGCCUGGUCAGACGACGGCUGCUCUCCCGGUUCCCCUUCAAAGAAGAGCACGUCCUCCCUCCAGAAGCCGCCCACCCGGUG